Molecule: messenger RNA, 1758 nt
Organism: Spathaspora passalidarum NRRL Y-27907
Lineage: Eukaryota; Fungi; Ascomycota; Pichiomycetes; Serinales; Debaryomycetaceae
Exons: 1
Coding region: 1-1758 (585 amino acids)
Biological process (GO): xenobiotic detoxification by transmembrane export across the plasma membrane
Cellular component (GO): membrane
Molecular function (GO): antiporter activity; xenobiotic transmembrane transporter activity
Source: RefSeq, a predicted model, not a curated record
AUGACUCAACUGGAUCGAACACAUCAGUUCACUCAUUCAAACACUCAGAGACGUGCCUCGGUGGUUUCUGGUUCUGUUGGUAAAUUGGGGUUAUUUAUACCCUCGGAUUUUAUCACUUCUCCACCAGCCUCGCCCAUUGAAGAAGCAAUAACCGGAGAUGAAAUUGAAGCAGACGAAACUCAACCAUUAUUAGCUGUCACCAGUAACACUACUUUGAACAUCAGAAGAGGCCUGAUGGUUGCCCGUGAACUAUUAGAGCAAGAACGUGAUUUGUUGAAGGAGAACCAUAUUACCUAUCUCGGCGGUGAUGAACAGAUUAUGGAUGCCUUUGAAGACGCCAUUGCCAACAAGAAACUCGACCACACUACUGCAGCAAUAGAAUUGAAAUCUUUAAUCAAAUCUUCAGUUCCAUUGGUUAUGACGUUUUUAUUGCAAAAUUCCCUUUCUACCGUAUCGGUAUUUAUGGUUGGCCAUUUAGGUGCCACUGAGUUGGCUGCUGUUUCCAUGGGUGCCAUGACGGCCAACAUCACAGGUUAUGCUACUAUUCAGGGUAUAGCAACUGCAUUAGACACCCUUUGUCCUCAAGCAUUUGGAGCCAAGAAAUAUACCUUGGUCGGAACCUAUCUCCAGAAAUGUACUUCAUUGGAGUUUGUUAUUAUGUUACCAAUAUUGUUCAUAUGGGUAUUUUAUGGGUACGAUUUGAUCACCAUGAUCCUUCCUGAUAAAGAAACUGCCAAGUUAUCGGCGGUUUAUCUACAAUAUGUUGCAUUUGGUAUGCCAGCUUACAUUUUGUUUGAAUGUGGGAAACGUUUCUUACAGGCACAAGGAAUUUACCAUAUUUCAACUUACGUUUUGUUAAUAGCUGCUCCUUCUAAUUUGAUUAUGAACUAUUUGUUAGUGAAGCAUAUUGGUUACUUAGGAGCACCCAUUGCUGUUGCUAUCAACUAUUGGCUCAUGAUCAGUUUAUUAGUGUUAUUUAUUGUUUUCUUCAUUAAGCCCGAGGAUACCCCAUCUGGAUUACACCCAUUAAAAUGUUGGGGUGGAUUAGACUUUAAGGAAUCAUUUAGAGGUUGGGGAAGAUUAGCCCAACUUGCCAUCCCUGGUCUUAUCAUGUUGGAAGCAGAAUUCUUGGCAUUCGAAAUCAUGACAUUGAUGGCAUCUUAUUUAGGUACGAUUGCCCUUGCUGCACAAUCUAUCGGUACCACCAUGGCCUGUGUCACCUAUCAAGUUCCAUUUGCCGUUGGUAUUGCCUCAUCAACGAGGAUUGCCAAUUAUCUUGGUGCUGGAUUAGGUGCUGCUGCCAGAACUACUACUAAAGUUUCUCUCACCUUUGGGUUAUUGAUUGCAUUCUUGAACUUUUUGUUUUUGUUUUGUUUCAGAAGAGAAAUCGCCAUUACAUUCACUAAAGAUGAAGAAGUCAUCAGUACAAUUUCCCUGGUUAUGUGGAUUAUUGCUAUUAUGCAAAUUGCCGAUGCCAUGAAUGCCAAUUCAGCUGGGUGUUUGAGAGGUCAAGGACAAACCAAGAUUGGAGGAAUCGUCAACUUAUUUUCAUAUUAUGUUGUUGGAUUACCACUCUCGCUUUACUUGUCAUUCUACUCUCCUUGGAAGGGAUCAUUACACGGUCUUUGGAUUGGUAGUUGUGUCGCAUUGACUAUAAUUGGUUCCGUUCAAAGUUAUUUUGCCCUCGCUGCUGAUCCUGAAAAGCUUUGUGAAGACGCCAGAAAGAGAACUCAUUCUGAACCUUCUGGCCAUGUGUAA